GGCCGGGCCGGACUGAGCCGCUGCCGUCGGGGCCUGCAGCAGCCGCAGCCGGGCAUGGCGGGGGCGCCGCGCCGGCUCCGCUAGCGCCGCACACAGUAGACAAUCAGCUACGAUCCUUGCCCGCACAGAGGAUUUCAAAUCAACGGCAAAUUGCUGAAGAAUUGCACUUCAAGUGGUCUCGAGACAGGAGAAGCAGGUCUUCACUAUAAUGGAAGAGGCCAAGAGCUCAAAGAAUGGAAAUCAUGACCCAAGGAAGUCUGUCCGUCUUGUCUGUGAGGAAGGCAAAUCAGUCAAAGUUACAAUUAAUCAAAAUUAUAAAUACAAUAGAAAUGACAAAUCUGCGAAGGAUGUCGGGAGAAGUUCUCCAAGUGGGAAUAGCAGCAGAAAAAGUAAACAAAAUGAUGUUUGUUCUGAAAAACAAGGAGAAAAUAAAUCAUGCAAAGUAAAUAGUUGUAUUCCUGGAACUAAAGAUUUGGGAUCAAGUGUUCAGGAUCGAAGUCAUGGAAAAGCAAAAAAAUUUUCUAAUUUAUCAUCGGCAAUGGAAAACCUGAAACAGACAAAAUCCCAACCAGUGGGAGAAAACGCUCCAGGCUCCCAUGUUUCAGGGAAUGGGGUCAGCAUGGAAAGCUUAACAGCUACUCAGAAAGGGAAACUGGUGCUGGAAAAUCCAGUGGGAGUUCAUACUUUGAAGACUAGUGUUGAUCAGGCUGGUGAUCCUGGUAAGACUGCUGCAGAUCAAAGAAAAAUGGAGCAUAAGUCUGAUGACUUCAGUAAAAUAAAGAAUUCUGAAUCAACAAAAGAACAUACAUUGGAAGCGGAUUAUUUAGAAAACACUGGUGUUAUUGAUGAAUCUAAUCUGACAGUUGAACAGCAACUAGGAUUGAAACAAGCUGAAGAACGUCUGGAAAGAGAUUAUAUCUCCCGACUUGAAAAACGCUCCCCAGAAUACACCAACUGUCAGUAUCUAUGCAAGCUCUGCUUAGUCCACAUUGAAAAUAUCCAGGGAGCCCACAAACAUAUUAAGGAAAAACGUCAUAAGAAAAAUAUAAUGGAAAAGCAAGAAGAGAACGAGCUGCGGGCGCUCCCGCCGCCCUCGCCUGCGCAGUUGGCUGCUCUGAGUUUCACUCUCAUCGAGGCAGCAAACGAACAAGGCAUCUCGGAUGAGGACUUCAGAAUUCGGCAAGAGAUUGUAAAUGAGAUGGAGAAAAUUAUUCAACAGCCCUUACCAGACUGUUCCCUGAGGAUGUAUGGCUCCUGCUUAACUAGAUUUGCUUUCAAGACCAGCGAUGUUAACAUUGAUAUCAAAUUCCCCCCUAAGAUGAGUCAACCAGAUGUUCUGAUCCAGGUGCUUGAGAUCUUGAAGAACAGUGCUGUCUACUCAGAUGUGGAGUCGGAUUUCCAUGCCAAAGUUCCUGUUGUCUUUUGCAAAGAUGUUAAAAGUGGUUUGACAUGCAAAGUGAGUGCUAGGAAUGACGUGGCUUGCCUUACAACUGACCUGCUGGCUGCACUUGGUAAACUGGAGCCUGUCCUGAUUCCCUUGGUUUUGGCUUUCCGCUACUGGGCUAGACUCUGUCACAUUGACUGUCAGGCUGAAGGUGGAAUUCCCUCAUAUUCCUUUGCCUUAAUGGUGAUAUUUUUUCUUCAGCAAAGAAAACCACGUAUUUUACCGUCCUAUUUGGGCAAUUGGAUUGAAGGCUUUGAUUCAAAGAGGCCAGAUGACCACCAGCUGAAAGGGGUGGAAGAUGAAGAAUUUGUAAGGUGGGAGUACAAACCACCCACAAAUGGUGCAGCAAAAAACUCUGUUGGAGCAGAAAGCAAAGCUAAAGUCGAACAACAAAAAGGUGGUGGCAAGAAGACAACGAGCUCAGAAGUGGACAACCAAAGCAAUGCAAAAGAGAAACAUGGAAUUUCUCUCUUAGCGUUCAAAACCCCUCACCAAGUUUCACUGGGGCAACUGUGGUUGGAACUUUUGAAGUUUUACACACUGGAGUUUGCUUUGGAGGAAUAUGUCAUCAGCAUACGGGUACAAGAGCUCUUAACCAGAGAGAAUAAAAACUGGCCCAAGAGGCGAAUAGCCAUUGAAGAUCCUUUUGCACUAAAGAGGAAUGUUGCACGAAGUCUAAAUAGCCAGAUGGUAUUUGAGUACAUCCUGGAGCGAUUUAGGACAGCAUAUAAAUAUUUUGCAUGCCCACAAAGUAAAGAUGGGAUUAAAUCCAAGCCAGAUACCAAGAAAAAAGAAAAAGGGAAAAUGAAUAAUAAGAAAUCCACAAGAUCUGAAGAGCCUGUAGCAAACUGUUGCCUUCCACAAGGGGAAAAUGUUGUAGAUAAAGAAGUUACAGAAAGUGGAUGUAACAUAGCAGAGAAUGAAGUUGAAUGUAAUACAGUGGGAGAAGCUGUAGCCAAAAGAUGUACUUCCCAGAGCAUGGACCCUUUGCUACUUUCAACAUUGGACUCUAGCUAUGAUGAAGACAAAGAAGAAGCUUUACCCCUUAUUUCCAAUGAAUGCUGUGAAUUAAAGGAAAAAUCACCUAAAGAGAGAGAUGAUUUAGAAAUUUCAGUGUGUCUAACUGAGGGUGAGCUCAGCCCCCACUGUAACUGCAGUGCACAUCAGCCUGAUGACACAAAUUCCAGUAAUGAGUUUUCUGAUGCUGAAAGCAGGCAGAGUUUGGUACUGGAGUCGUCUCCACAGACGAAGUGCACUGGCAGCCCAGCUACCUCGGCCAGCUGCAGAGCAGUGCUGGACACCCAGGAUCUCCAAGAGGAAGGCAGACUCUCAGCAGAAGAAAUGCAUUAUGUGUUUGAUAAGUUUAUUUUUACUUCAGGAAAGCCACCAACUAUAGUAUGCAGCAUCUGCAAACGGGAUGGACAUUCCAAAAAUGAUUGCCCAGAGGAUUUCAAGAAAAUUGAUCUAAAACCACUACCACCAAUGACAGACAGAUUUCGGGAAAUACUUGAUAUAGUGUGUAAAAGAUGUUUUGAUGAGUUAUCCCCUCCUUUAUCUGAGCAACAAAACAGAGAACAAAUACUGGCAAGUUUGGAGAGAUUUAUUCGAAAGGAGUAUAAUGACAAAGCUAGGCUUUGCUUAUUUGGCUCCUCAAAGAAUGGAUUUGGGUUUCGGGACAGUGAUCUAGAUAUCUGCAUGACAUUAGAAGGUCAUGAAAAUGCAGAGAAAUUAAACUGUAAAGAAAUAAUAGAAGGUUUGGCAAAAGUUCUUAAGAAGCAUCCAGGUUUGAGGAACAUCUUGCCUAUAACAACAGCCAAAGUGCCUAUAGUAAAGUUUGAGCACAGGAGGAGUGGCUUGGAAGGAGAUAUCAGUUUGUACAAUACACUGGCACAGCAUAACACAAGGAUGCUGGCUACCUACGCAGCUAUUGAUCCUAGGGUGCAAUAUCUGGGCUACACAAUGAAAGUUUUUGCAAAGCGCUGCGAUAUUGGUGAUGCAUCCCGUGGUAGUCUCUCUUCGUAUGCCUAUAUUCUUAUGGUUUUGUACUUUCUACAGCAGAGAAAUCCACCAGUUAUUCCAGUUCUUCAGGAGAUAUUUGAUGGCAAACAGAUUCCACAAAGAAUGGUGGAUGGAUGGAAUGCUUUUUUCUUUGAUGACAUGGAAGAAUUGAAGAAGCGUCUCCCUUCCCUGGGGAAGAACACUGAGUCCCUUGGGGAGCUCUGGCUGGGGCUGCUGCGCUUCUACACGGAGGAGUUUGACUUCAAGGAAUACGUGAUCAGCAUCCGGCAGAAGAAGCUGUUGACCACCUUUGAGAAGCAGUGGACCUCCAAGUGUAUUGCCAUUGAAGAUCCUUUUGACUUGAAUCAUAAUCUGGGUGCUGGAGUCUCUAGGAAAAUGACCAAUUUCAUAAUGAAGGCAUUUAUCAAUGGGAGAAAGUUAUUUGGUACCCCAUUCUACCCAGCUGUUGGAAGAGAAGCUGAAUACUUUUUUGACUCAAAAGUGUUGACAGAUGGGGAAUUGGCACCCAAUGACAGAUGUUGUCGUGUCUGUGGAAAAAUUGGUCACUACAUGAAAGACUGUCCAAAGAGGAGGAGGUUGAAGAAAAAGGAGAAUGAGAAAGAUGAUGAAAAAGAGGUGAAAGAAGAUGACAGAGAAACAAGAGAGAAAAGGUGUUUCAUCUGUGGGGAUGUGGGUCAUGUUAGGAGAGAUUGUCCUGAAUUCAAACAAACCCGUCAGAGAAAUAAUAGUGUGCCAGGCACGCAGCUGGUCCGGAGCAUGGUGAAUUCCCAGCUGGUGGCUGUGGGCCAGCAGCAGGUGGAGCGACCCCUGCGCACCAGGCAGUCAUCAGAAUGUUCUGAUUCGCAUCAGUCAUCUUACUCUCCACAACCUCAGCAAUUCCCACAGAAUUCCUCUCAGCCAGCCUCCAUUAACCAGACUCAGCCACAAUCAGUAUCCCAGUCUAAGCACGUUCCUCAGCCACAGCAGGGUGCACAGCCAGCCCAUCAGGUCCAGCUGCCUUUGUUUAACUUUCCCCAAUCUCCCCCAGGUCAGUAUUCCACCUUGCAUAACCUGGGACUACUUCAGAUGCACCAUCACCACCAAAUUCAGCUUCCCAACACUUCUUGGCCUAUUCAUGGGCCUGUUAUUCACUCUGCACCGGGUAACCCUCCUCAUUCUACAAAUGUUCCAUUUUCUAUGAGAUCUGGCAGCAGCAGCACCACAAAUAACCAGAGCAGUGUAAGCUUGAAUGAUCCCAGUAUCAUCUUUGCACAGCCUGCUGCCAGGCCCAUGGGAAUCCCCAGCACUUCUCAUGAGGGACACUGGCACAAUCCUGUGACUCCAAACUCACUGGUGAACAAUGGCACUGUGGGGAAUUCAGGAAAAAAAAUGAGAAUUGAUCACCGUAACUUUUAGGCAUUGGUCCUGUCUGCCAUUAAUGGCUGUGCAACAAUGAGAAAUCCUGCAUUCAACUGAGAAACCUCCUCAUCAUUGUUUGAAUCACUCACAUUUCUGUGAAUGUGCUGACAAAUAAUGGAUUCCUUAGACAAUCGUGGAAACAUUAAAGUUGGAAAAGACCUCUAAGAUCAACACAUUGUUACACAAUGUAUUAGACAAAUGCUGAGGUUGCAAUCAUGAACUUAGAGACUGGCAGAAUUACAGUGGUGCAAGUUGAAUAUUGUCUCCUCACCUUUAGUACAAUAUAAUAUGAUCUUACCUAUUCUGUUUUUUCCUUUGGCUUGUCCUGCCUCACUUAACUUCCAUAAUCUUGAUGUUGAUUCCUGACGUUACAUUUUCCUGUGACAAGUGGGCAACAGCCUCUUGCCUCAUAGCAAGCAUUGGUAUGUUUGAGGCUGAGAAAAAGCAGUAUAUAAUGAUUAAAGCCCAUUCAGUUUUCUCUGCUACAUGAACUGUGGCAGCUUCUAAAUUUCAACUGUUAACCUUUACAUCAUUAAUCAUGGUGGUGGUCUUCUGAUUUAUUCUGAGUGUGUAAGUCCUCCUGUUUAAAAAAAUAAAUGCAUAAUAUAAUGUACUGGUGCAGUUGUUCAUCCUGAGAUGGAAAUUCUGAAUCUCCUGCCCAUGCUUUCUCUGCACUAAUGAUGUGAUUGUCAGUAACAGUAGAUUUUCAGCUGAGUCUACUGUUUUGGAUGAGGAAUAAUUCACCAAUGGGCGUCAGACAUAAGGGGCUGGAGAUACAUGAUUUUCUGUUUAAAGCUUUGUGGGGCAUAUAUUUUAAAGGAUACAGGAACUUUUACCCGUGUGUUUUCUGUGUCUCCAGUGUGCUCUGUCCCUACCUCUCCAUUUUGGAUCUUCUCAUCUGUCACCUUCUCCAGCUUUGCCUUUCCUUUAAGCAGCUCCUUCCAAUCCACAUUUCCUUACUAAGGUAGCUGCCUUCUUUCAGACAAGCUCCAUAAAUUCUAAUUCCUUCUCCGUGUGCUGUCAGUCACAGUAUUUUUUUCCCAUCCUUCAUCUUCCAUCAAUUUCCAACCUCAUGACACCCCUUUUUCUAGUUCCCAAUCAUAGUAAUUUUCCUAUUUGAAAUUGAAUCAAUUUUAUUUCCUUUUUGGCUUAGAUGCCAUUAAGGUGAAUGCACAGUAGAGAUGAGCUGUCUCCUGUCUGUUUGAAGCAUGGUUUCAUACCUGCUCAGGACAAUUUGACAACAGUAAGUUUGAGGAAACUUUGUUCUGGCUCACAUAACUUUGACAUGAAAGGAGCUACCUCAAUUUUCUUUUCAGUAGACAGCUGAUUAGAAGUAGGAUCAUUAGAAGUAUCAAGACAGCUCUUUUUUAUGCAUACUCAGAGACUGUGCCUCAAAUUGUGGAUCCUGCCUCCUUGGAUGCUUGAUUUCUCAUCCUUAAUGUUGCAGUGAUAUCGGAAUUGUAAAUGGAGUAGCUUUACAAUUUGUAUAUUUAUUUCCAAAGUUUAUAUUUUUCUCUCUAAAAAUAUUUUUAAGUCAGUCCAGUGAUCUAGAUAGCAAGUUUCUUAAGCAUGUAAAUAUUAGUGGAAUUCCAGUGUACACCUGAGAGUUAUUUCUUGCAGUAGGAUAAUAGUUUUCCUGUCACAGCUCUGUCAGCGAUAGUGGAUAUUUGUGUGGGAUCAGACAGCAGUUCUGAAUAUUGUUCAGACCUUGUAUUUUUCAUCAUGAGAAAGUCAUAAAAAUAGUGAAAUCAUAGCUCUUGAUUUUAAUGUUGAUUCAUCCUCUCUCUUCCCAAUAAUUCUAUUAUAGUGAAUAAUGAAGUAAUUUAGGUGGUAAUUUUUACUGAUGUAUAUUAAAUUUUUAAAAAGUAGCACAUCAGACUGAUCACAUUAAGUCCCCUGCAAACUGUUAUUUAAGAUGUAAAUUGUAUUUGUGACUUACUGUUUAAUUAUUUCAACUUGCAAUGUGCUUUUCCCUUUCAAUUGAAAAAUAGAUCAGGGUUUCCAAGGACAGUUUGGUAAAAUGAACCCUCCUUCUGUCCCUUGGGACCAUGGGACCCCUACCCAUUUUCCUCUCCUCCGAGGAGCGUGGCCUUACAAUAUGCCUCAG
This is a messenger RNA of Agelaius phoeniceus (red-winged blackbird), 6968 nucleotides long. Lineage: Eukaryota; Metazoa; Chordata; Aves; Passeriformes; Icteridae. The record is from RefSeq and is a predicted model, not a curated record.